Molecule: messenger RNA, 3949 nt
Organism: Aquila chrysaetos chrysaetos
Lineage: Eukaryota; Metazoa; Chordata; Aves; Accipitriformes; Accipitridae
Gene: FAM163A
Product: family with sequence similarity 163 member A
Exons: 5
Coding region: 820-1317 (165 amino acids)
Source: RefSeq, a predicted model, not a curated record
CUCUUGCUCUCUGGGGCCAUGUCCUCCAGGAAUCCACGGUAUGGCAGGAUCCAGCUUGGGCUCCGGCUCUCUGCUGGCCGUGGCCAUAGGCACGGUCCCGAGCCUUUAGCUCUCCUGUGCAGCGAAAUGCUCCGGCUUUUUGGCAAGGGUCGGUCUCACCUGGGGCAUACUCAGCAUUCUGGCUCCCCGUGGCCUCACUCUGCUCCCGGCGCGGAUGCUGCUGCCACAGCUGCUCAUCGCGGGGGAUAUUUGGUGCUGGGAGGGAUAGUGCCCGCGGCAGGGAUGCUGGCCAGGUCCUGGCAGGCUCCGGAGAGCCCACGGGGAUGUGACGUGCAGGAUAAUCUCAAAAGCCCUUCUCUGUGCGACUUGGCUUGAUGCCGCCGGUUUUGUCCCUGGUUAUUUUGGGACCACAGCGGAGCGUCUCCCCGGCACGUGUGCCUGGGCUCAGCCGCGGCUUUUGCCAGAAGCAGCCCCGGGAGGGACCCCAGGCGCGGCGGCAGGAGAUGAGCCAUGUGGGUCAGCCCAGGGACAUUUCCAUACCGCAUCCUACCGUGGGCUGCCCACGUCUGAUGCCUUCCCCGCAUCUGGGGCUGCACAUCACCCCUUCCUGGGGCUGCAUCCACCCUUCGUGGCUCCCGGGCUGGGCUGGUCGGAAGCCGGCCGAGCAAACGCAGCGGGGCUGCCGGCAUCUACCCAUGGCCAUGCAGCGCUGCCUGUCCCGGCCGGCCGUCCCGGGGCCGGCGUGACCGCGACGCCCUACCUGUCCUUUUCUGGGUCCAACACCUCCGUCAGUGAACAGUUUGAUGGAGAAUCGGUCGGAUGACAGCGGGAACUGUUGUUAUCACCGGGGGAAUCCUAGCAACGGUGAUCCUACUGUGCAUCAUCGCCGUGCUCUGCUACUGUAGGCUACAGUACUAUUGCUGCAAGAAAGAUGACUCCGAUGAGGAAGAGGAGGAGGAGGAGGAGGAAGAAGAGGAAGAGCCCGAUCUUCCCGUGCACUCGCACCUCGGCACGUGCAACGCCUGCAACUCCCGCAUGGUGGAUGGCCAGGGCAGCCCCGCGGCCCCCCGCAGCGAGCUCAACCAGCACGGGGCUCACAACUACUGCCCGACCUGCUCCCCCUACGGCUCCCCCUUUUACAUCCGGACUGCCGACAUGGUGCGCAACGGGGGCGAGAGGGUCGCCUACGCCCCCGCGUGCUACAAGGAGAUGGGGCCGCCCAUCAACAUGGCCACCCUGCAAAGCUACCCGGUGAGCCGCCACGGCCUCCUCCGCGAGAGCUUCCCGAACCCGCGGGCUAUCAGCACGGAGGUGUAGUCACCAUUGCCACUAGCACAGGGUGCCCCCAGCCGGCGCCCGCUCGAGGGAAGGGGCUUUUCACUUUUCUUUGGGGUGGGGUGGGGGUCUCCCGCAGAGAAGACCCCGUAAACCCAGCCUGAGACCAGCACGGUCCUCCUGCUGAACCGCCCGGCACGGCUAAGCUUUACGGGCGAGAAGACGAGAGAGAGACCUCGAAGGGUGACGUUAAAACCGGCCACCUCUGAACCCAUCAUAAGUGUCAUUAUUAUUCUACUCUAUCUCCUGAAGGGACUUGUCUAACGAGGGCUAUGUACAGUACAACCUAAUUUAAUUACCCCAGGCUCCCCCGACUCCCCGAGGCCAGAGCAAGGUCUUCGGUGUCCCCACGCAGCCACCCGAGGGGAAGCCCACUGCCUCUGGCACACAGAGCGAUGCAUGACCACCCACCAGCUGCCGCCCCCGGCAAAUCCCGCCGCUGAGCUGGGAAUGGCGGCGCUCCUCGGCGAUGGGAAAGCAAAGAAGGGAGGAUCCGGAUCGUCCCGCUCCCCUCGUGCUGCGUUAGUUGCUGCUAGCAGUUAGCUUUUACAUUCGAGUGUAAGAUAGGGCACCGUCUCCCACCCGCUCCAUGCUGAAGAAGUUCAAGACAUGAAUUUAGAUCACCACCGGAGGAGGCAAAGUUGCUCGCAAAACCGCUCACCUGCGCAAACGGGCACAGGCUGAUCCUUCUGUGGCUGAAGCGCCCACCUCUGCUACUCUUCACGAGCUUUCUUAGAAGCAAAUUUAACUUGGACCCAUAAAAAUGGCAAGAUUUUACUUACAGAAAGAGUCGCACCCCUAAAUAACUGCAGUUUUGGUCACCUUCAGUGUUCAAAGCCCCUACCCAGCCCACCCUGACAGCUCUCGACAGCCAGAGGAAGGCUGGCUUUAGGACAGCUUUUCCUUUCAACAGCAACGGCAGAGACCACCGGGUCACGUCUCCUCCUUUGCGGGGCCCACAACCUCCCACGGGAGAGUGAUGUUCAGGUGGUUGGGGUCCCCCCUGUUUUGCUUUUGGAAGAAGAGGGUGCAAGACCCGAACCUGGGUUCACCGGCUCUGCGGCUGGUAAUGACAGGCCAGCAACUCUGCCUUUCUGCAAAAAUGAAUGUGGGAAAGUUCCUUCUUCCUCCGUAAAUCAAAUUAGGUGAAAAAUUACUAAAAGGACAUCUCCAUCAUUCAUGGGCACUUCCAUAGCAACUGGUGCAGGACCACUUGGCUGAGCACUUCCCAUUCAUGGCAGGGAGGAGGGACCCGGACAGCGACGAUCCCCACAGCCGUGCGGAUGCUGUUGGAGGCAAUGGCAGGGAAUGCUUGCCAUGCCUUUGAAAUAUAGGUAUGACUGCUCAGAAAUGUGAGUUGUGGGGUUUUUUUUUCACCACCACAAUUUAGAAAUCAUCCUGCUUCUCACAGAAGGAUUUGGACUUAACCUCCCCAUUCAUGCACAGAAAAAAGCAGGUCUCAGCACAGAGGCGCACGCUACAUGAGCCUUGAAUGUCUACCUUAUCAGGCAAAAGGCUAAUUUACACUUUGGACCUGCUCAUGCCUUGGCACCUCUGCUCAAACUACCUGAAGAAAAGGAGCCAGACAAGUGCCAAAUGUCAUGACAGUCCUUGUAACCAAACCCCUUGCCCCAGCCUGCAUUUUACGCAGCCUUUUGAGCAAAUGUUAUGCACUGUCUCCCCCACCUCCGGCCCAGAAAGACAUUGUAUUUCCAUUAUCCUAAGAUUCAGUCUAGCUGCAUCUCUUUUAGAGAGUCUCCUUCCAUUCUCCAAAUAGCGAUAGCAGGUUUUAAAUGUCCUCUCACACUAAGGGCAGGCAGGAGGGAAGACAAAAAGUUAGCAGCAGCAAAGCUCUCUGGAUCCCACUGGCCCAUAGCCUGUAGCUCCUACUGCUUCCCAUCCAGGCAGUACUCCUCCCUUAAAAUACAGUCUGUGACUGGAAAAAAAGUCUUGGCUAACUCAGUAAAUGCCAUCCUUUCCCACUAGAGCAUCUGCUCAGCUAGGUCUCAUCCUGCUGGGAGCCACGAGAAGUUAUUAUGUCCCAGGGUGACCUGCGGGCUGCCACCCCCACGGCUCUGCCGGACGGCCCUGCCAGCUCAUGGGCACGGCAGCUCCCGGCAUCCAACUCUACCUCUCGGCAUGCAGCAAGGCCUCCCACCACACUGGCAGCACAUGCCAGGCCGUGACCUCUGGAGGGUGGGAAUAACACAGGGGGCUUUUGCGGGUCACCCUUCUGGUGAAAGGAAGGCAACCGCAUCAUCAUCUUCAUUACAUGCAAAUUAAGCGUGACCUGUCGCCUGCUAAUGAGGUGUCAAGGCUGGCAAGGCAGUUGCAGAGUAGCUGAGUGGCCAAGAUGAGGGUUAGCCUCACAGCCAACACAACACUCUGGGUCUGGCACGGCUACAGAGAAACGGGUGAGUCUGAAAAGGCUGGAGACAUGGGAGAUGCAACUGUGGGUUAGAAGGUUUUUGGGGACAGUGGAGAACAGGACAGGGUAGGGGCAGGGAUCCCAGAUUUUUUCCACUUCAGAUUCCUCCUGUUAUUAUUCUCUUUGUUGCUCAGCUAUGGGUCCAAAUUCAAUGUCAGAAAUAAACAAGGACUUUGAAAUACAAAA